AUUUGAACACAGCGAAAAUGUUCUCAUGUCUCCAUGGAAAGGGAAAUUAAUUGUUCAAGACCGUAUGUUAUGUGAUAUAGCUCUUCGGUCCACUUAUGGUACAGCGAUUCCAACACAGCUACCACAGGAACUAGAUUUUAAAUAUGUAAUGAAAGUGUCUUCCUUGAAAAAAAGACUACCAGAGGCUGCCUUUAGAAAACAGAAUUACUUGGAGCAAAAAGUCUGUUUCCAAGAUUUGUGCUUCAAUUUGUAUGAGGUGGAACUCUCCAACAGACAAGGGGAAAAUAUAGAUAAACUAACAGAAUGUAUUAAAAACAAGCAAUUGGCAAUCAUCAAAUGCUUAGAAGAUCGAGGGUUUUUCAUUUUACUUACAUCAUCAGCCUUACUGUCAGAACCAGAUUUUGGAGGCAAGCAGAUGGGUCUGCAUGGGUUACAUUUAUUCCAUUCACCCCGGUCAGCAGGGGUGAAAGAUUUGAAAGUUGAAGAUGACGUCUCAGUGAAGGUGAUACCUAUUUUACCUGCCCUUAAUUGUGCCCUGCUAGAAACAAAGAAAUCACUUCCUGAAGAAAGAAUCCAUCCAAACACAUUAGUAAAGCAUCACUUUCAAGAACUCUACAAGGCGGACAGAAGCCCUUCAUUGGCUGUUGCUCCUCACGAGAGAAUGAAAGACCCUAUAUUCUUGGGGAAAUUGCCCAGUGGUUUUGACUUGAUUCCUCCAGCUGAAAAGUGCCCUUUAGAGUCUUUAACUGAGUUGCACUCUUAUUUUGCAGACCCUAGUGCUUACAUUUUGGAAGUGUCUACUGCUUUGGACUUGUUAGCAGAGCAUCCUCAGUCACCUUCUGUUUCAGAUGGAAUUUGUGAUGCUGGAUUUUCUUUAGUAAUGACUCCAGAUCCUGAAUUUCUUGACUCAGAGGCAGAAGUAAGAAAAGAAACUGAAACAAGAAAGAAUUCUGAAGAAGUGUUGAAAGCAAAGAAGAGAGUUGUGGUUCCAUUGAGUCCAUCGUCAAAUCUGAGAGUGCAGCCUAAAAGGAAGGCCAGCAUGCCACAUGUGGUGCAGAGUAAAAAGAUGAACUUGUGCCGCCCCUUUCCCAAAAGAACUGCUCCCAGAGCAGACAACAGCUCGGACUCUCCAACAACGCUUAAGUUAGUUAAAGGACAGUUUCCUCAGAAAAGAAAAAGAGGUGCCGAAGUGCUGACUGCACAGUUUGUACAGAAAGCCAAAUUGGAUAGAAAAAACCAAGAAGCUCAUAUUUCUAAAGAUGUUCCAGUGCCAACAAAGGCUAAAAGGGCAAGGAAACAAGAGAAAUCUCCAGUCAAAACUGUUCGAAGGGCUAAGCCACCUGUGAAGAAAUCUCCACAAAAACAGAGAGUAAAUAUAGUAAAAAGCAAUCAGAACCCCAGAAUCAGAAAGCAGCCACAACCUGUCAAAGGAGAAACUGUUUCAAAGCUUCAGUCAGAAAUUUCAAGAGAUGGUCAAGAAGAUGGGAUCAGCAUAAAUAAUGUUCAACCAGAAAAUACCACAGUGGCUCACAAUGAUCUUGCUGAGAACUCCAUUGUCAACUAUGACUCCCAGGCCCUAAAUAUGUUAGCUGAUCUAGCAUUAAGCUCUGCUACCUCUUCCACACAAGUAUCUGAGCCUAGAAAUCUUCACUGUUCCUCUGAAUUGCCACAGAAUGAUAUUUUGCUCUCUAAAGAAAAUUCUUUGCGAGGUACAUCUGACCAUGAAUAUCAUAGAGGAGUUAAAAGUCAAAAAGGUGGAUUACUACCUAACCCAUCCUCUGAUAGGAAGAGUAAUUCUGGGUCAGACUUAACUGUUAACCAAAAUGAAGAAAGCUUGGUUGCUUGUAGUCAGACCCCUGCUAAAGCCCAGUCAGCACUGACUGAGGAAACACUAGAAUCUUCAGAUGCAAGCCAGAGCUCUUCUGUUUCUGUGGAACAUUCAUAUGCUCUGCUCCUUACAGAAGAGUUAAAGAAACAUCUUCAGGAGAAAGAGACACCAAGCCCUCCCUUUCCCAAGAAUGGGACAAAAAGCCCUGAAGCAGUAACCCCAGUGGGGAAAGUCAUGCCAUUUCGGCAUCAGCCCGGCCUUUUGCUUCAGCCAAAACCUUCUGAUGAGCCGGUGGUGAAGCACAAGGAUCGACCGAAGUCUUCCAGUGCGAAAGAAUCUUCUUGCUCUCAUAUAGUGUUUAACUGUGAUGACUCCGUUAAGAUCACUUUCAAAUGUGAAACAGAAUAUGCAUUCAGCUUAGACAGCAAAUAUACCAACCACCCACUGGAGAAAACUGUAGUAAGAGCAUUACAUGGGCCCUGGAAUACUGAUUUGCCUGAUAAUGUGGAAGAAGUGAAGCUUUUACUUCAUAUGUGGGUAGCUCUGUUUUACAGCAAUCAGAACAAAGUCAUACGAUCUUCCCGAAAGGUGGUAGAACAUAGCAACCCAGCAAAAUUUGUGUCUAUAAAUAGCACGUUAGAAUCUUGUGAGCUCAGUGAAAUUGAGGAGUCCCUUGGUUUGGAAAGAUGUUCUGCAGAUCCUCUGUUGGAGACUAACGAAAUUUCCAGGUGUCAUGCUGAAGUGUCCUUCCGUGAUCCUAACUGCUUGCUUCCUUUCAUUAAAACACCUCCUACCCGAGGCUUGGAACUCUGUGUACAAAAUAAACAGAAAAAAACUUUUGCAAGAGAAUAUCAUCCAAUUAUCCAAGAAAACCAGAAUUUCGUCUGUUCUUAUAAUAAUGAGGUAAUUGGGGAAGACGCAAAACAAGAAUCAUCAGAUAAACUGGAGACUUCUAAUCUUGUGCUUUCUGCUAUUGGAACUACACAAACUAAUGGACCUUCUGUUUCUAGCGAAGAAGAAAUUUUUCAGCCACUGGAUAGCACAAGAGUUCCUUCUUACAGUGGCACUGUUACUCAAGCCACAUUCACUAGGACUUAUGAUGGGACUGGUAGUCAGCCAGUGAUGUGUCAGAGCUCUGUGUACAGCACCCUUGAAAACAAAGUGGAUGUUCUUGAUGCACCCAUACAAACAAAAACAGAUGCUUUACAGGACUGUAUCCAACAUAGCAGCCCCAUAAACAGUGAAUGUCAGCCUUCCUUGGAAAGGAAAGAUGAUAAUAUGGAGUAUGUAAUGAUUAAUCUGGAGCCAGUUACUCUCCCCUUCGAAAAAAAAGCAUAUGUACCAAUACAGACAGAAGUUGUAAAUACAGCUGAUGAACCUACAACCUUUAAUAAUGAGUUGAUUAAGCAAGUAUCACCUGCUGCAAGCCUUAGACAUCCUGUAUCGACCUUGGAUAAAACACAAACACAAGGCCUUAGGGACAUUCCCUCUCUGGUAGUGGCAGGACAGAAAGGCCUUUGUACCUCCUCAGUAGGUAGAGAGACACUUGAUAAAGAAAUGUGUUCGUUACAGAAAGAGAUGCCUCUUCCAGUCUCACUAUCGUCUGAUAAAGGAAUGGUAAUGGAGGCAUUAUCAUUAGUUAAAAGUUCUAGUUAUCCAUUACCCAGUGAGGAGGUGAGAUGCACUCAGGAUUUCCUUUCACAGACUCGGAGUCUCCUCGGCCUAUCUUCAGAAGGACUUCUAGAACUGACACAAGUUGAAGUUGACUCAUCAUCACCCUUUACCUCUUUGGGAAAGCAGUGUUCACUUAACCGCAUUUCAUCAGGAUGCUACACAUCAGGUGACUCUUUGGAACUAAGAAAGAAUGACAAGAAUGGUCCAAACAUUGAAAAGAUGAAUUUCAAAGCAUUUGAUUCAGUAUUUAUCAAACAAACAAGCCUGUCUGUGAAUAGAGGGGUCAGCCUAGAGUUACCAGAGGAAGAUUCUGACAUUGACUUAGCGCUAACAAUAUCACCACCUACAAGUCCCAGAGAAGAAAUGCUAGCUGGUGAAAUAGAGCAACUUCAGGAGCCCCCAUUCUCAAAUUUAGAACAUCAGGAUGUAGCUAAGGAAAUAGGUAAACCAGAAGAGGUGGCUCUCACAGAAAGCAGAGAAGUGAAUUCUGCUGAUUAUGAGUUGGUAUAUCCUGCAGUGUCAGAAGAACCAGUAGAAAAUAAGGACAGAAAAGGGGAUAAUUUACAGCCAGUUACUUUAAUACUUUCAAAAGAAAAUUGCACCCUUGAGAUUGCAGAGGAAAUUAAUGUGACCUCUGAUUUUCCCUUUGAUCCCUUAAUUGAGGAAGUAUCACCAGCUUCUAGUCCUGACCCUCCACUACCAGUUAAAGAGACACGACCAUAUCAGGCUGUGACUCCAUGCAUUUUAAAACUUCAUGGUACACAGUGUGAGAAGAGCAACAGAGUCUCCCAGCGUAAGUCCGAAGAUUUAGGCAUAACAGAAAAAGAAAAUUUUUUUGUUGGUCCUACCCAUCCAGUGGGACAAGAUAAUUUUACCCAGGUACAACAAAUGCAGGUCUCUGCUGAAAUCCCUCUAAUAAUAACUGAUCAUCCAGGAAGAAAAGGUAGACCAACCCUUCCUGGUAAAGUAACUGAGGAAAUUGUCUCAAGUGAGCAUGAUAAGGAUUUAUCUGUCUCAGGAAAGGUGCAGUGCUGUGGUAGGGAGUUAAACCAGCCUGCCUCAGCUGCUGAAUACAGAGGUGACUUCAGUCCUACUCCUGAAAAACUGGUAAAAUCAGGAAAUCUGUUGCAGCCAAUUAGUGUAGAGAACAGAAAUUUGGACCUGAAACAUCUUGUCUUGGAGUCCAGUGAACCUCCACUUGGUCCUAGAAAUGUUACUGAAAACAAGUCUUUGUCUGGCACAUUGGUUUCCACAGCUGCACCAAGUGUUACAGUGAAUGUGUCGGUAAAACAGCAGACUAGCCCUAAAAGCAGUCAGAAAAAUCUCUUUAACAGUGAUCUGAAAGCAGAUGAAGGCAUUUAUCCACAGGUGAAGUCCUUGAAAGCUGCUUCAGUUGAUGGAGCUUAUUCUACGCAGGGAUGCGUGUGCUCAGUGGUCCCAACACUUGGUUCUUCCUCAGACAGUGGUAUGUUAACCCAUUAUGUAAGACCAAUAAAUGCAGAGCCUGGGUUUCAGGCACAGGAAAUACCAGCAGUCAGAAUGGCCAGUUUGCUUAAGAAUGGUGAAACUGAAGCUGAGUUACCCAAAGAAACCACAGGUCUAGUCACUGAUGGCCCUCAGUCCAAUGCCACAUCUCUAAAAGGUGAAUGCGAAACCAUGCACACACUGCCAAAUGUGUCAACAUGUGAAACAAAGGAGCUGUUGAAUGUUGGAGUUUUCUCCCUUUGUACUGGUCUCUACCAAAAUACAGCAGACACCAGGGAAAAUCUCAGUAAAGAGCCUUCGGCCUCCUUUGUUUCGGAAUCUUUUGACACUUCUGUUUGUGGAGUAUCCACAGAGCACGUAGAAAUUGAGAACAGUGAGGAGGGGCACAAGGCUGAGGCUGGUUCUGAAAUCCUAGGCAGAGAUGCAGAGGUGAAUGUAAAUUCUGACAUGCACUAUGAACUGCUUUCUGGAGAUUCUGAUCUAGACCCGCUUGGUGAUUGUAGAAAUCCCAAAUUCAAUUUGGAGGAUUCUUAUACUUUAAGAGGCAGUUACACCGGGAAAAAAGAAGAUGUUGCCACAGAUGGCUAUGAAUCGUCGUCGAAAAUCCACAACAACCAAGAGGACUGGGGCUGCUCUAGCCAGGUUCCAGGCAUGGAGACAAGCCUCCCUCCCAGACACUGGACCACAGGGAUAAAGAAAGAAGAGAAGUGUGUGCCGCAUUAUGUCCAAAUCCGAGAUGUGCACGGGAUCCUCAGGACUUACGCCAACUUCUCUGUAACAAAAGAGCUCAAAGACACCACGAGAACUUCACGCAGCCUGAGGAGGCACCCAGGUUUCACUGCAAGCUGUGGCCUGCUCAGCUCAUGGACAAGCACUUGGCAGGUGGCAGACGACCUCACCCAGAACACUUUAGACCUGGAGUAUCUGCGUUUUGCACAUAAACUAAAACAGACCAUAAAGAAUGGGGAUUCUCAGCAUUCUGCCUCCUCCACCAAUGUCUUUCCAAAGGAGUUACCUACCCAGAGCUCCAUUGGUGCUUUUCCUUUGACAAAAAUACCUGAGGCCCCAGUUCUGCAUCCUGCACCUAGGAGCAGGAGCCCCCUUCUGAUAACAGUUGUGGAGUCAGAUCCCAGACCACAGGGGCAGCCCAGGAGAGGCCACACAGCCAGCAAUCUGGACAGCUCUUCCUGUUGGAGAGAGAGAUGUCACAAUAGAGAUCUUACAAAUUCUCAAAGAAAUCAGACUGUUUCAUUCCACCUCAACAAACUGAAAUAUAACAGUACGUUGAAGGAAUCUCGAAAUAUUUCACUUAUUCUCAAUGAGUAUGCUGAAUUCAACAAGGUGAUGAUGAAUAGCAACCAAGCUGUUUUCCAAGACAAAGAGUUAAAUGAUGCUUCUGGAGAAGCCACUGCUCAAGAGAUGUAUCUGCCUUUCCCAGGACGGUCAGCCUCCUAUGAAGACGUGAUCACAGACUUGUGCACCAGUUUGCAUGUCAAACUAAGAAGUGUUAUGAAAGAGGCUUGUAAAAGUACCUUCCUGUUCUACAUUGUCGAAACAGAAGACAAAUCAUUCUUUGUAAGAACAAAGAACCUUCUGAGGAAAGGAGGCCAUACAGAGAUUGAACCUCAGCACUUUUGUCAAGCUUUCCACAGAGAAAAUGAUACACUCAUCGUCAUCAUCAGAAAUGAAGAUAUAUCAUCACAUUUGCACCAGAUUCCUUCUUUGCUGAAGCUGAAGCAUCUGCCCAGUGUUGUCUUUGCUGGAGUAGACGGCCCUGGAGAUGUUCUCGAUCACACCUACCAAGAGCUGUUUCGUGCAGGAGGCUUUCUGGUAUCAGAUGACAAGAUAUUAGAAGCCUUAACAUUAGUUCAACUGAAGGAAAUCAUCAAAAUCCUGGAAAAACUAAAUGGAAGUGGAAGAUGGAAGUGGCUGCUUCACUAUAGGGAAAGUAAAAAGCUAAAAGAAGAUGAAAGAGUGGAUUCCACUGCACAUAAAAAGAACAUAAUAUUGAAGUCAUUUCAGAGUGCAAAUAUCAUUGAAUUGCUUCAUUAUCACCACUGUGACUCUCGAUCAUCAACAAAAGCGGAAGUUCUGAAAUGUUUGCUAAACCUGCAAAUUCAGCAUAUCAAUGCCAGGUUUGCCGUCUUCCUAACAGACAAGCCUACUAUCCCCAGAGAAAUCUUUGAAAAUAGUGGAAUCCUUGUUACAGAUGUAAAUAACUUUAUAGAAAAUAUACAAAAAGUAGCAGCUCCAUUUAGGAGUAGUUAUUGGUGACUCAACUGCAGCCUACCUGGAUAUGGAUGAUGCCAACAAAAAAUUACCAUUUUCCUUUUCCUUUGGAAAACUUGUGAAGACACAUGUGAACAGUCUUAUAUUUGAAAAAUCAGUGUUCUACAACUUGGAAAGUUUUCCUUUCAUUUUUUUAUAAUUUGCUGAAAUAUGUCACAGUGGCACUGUCAUUGUCUGUUAGCUUUGGGUUGCAGUGCUAGAAAUUCUUUUAAAUUAUUUUCAUUUUAAACAAGAUGCCUUCUAAGCUAUUGAGCUUAAUAUUAAAAAUACAAAUUUUACAACAUUUACUUAGUUGGAGCAAAAAUAAGUCUAUUUUAACAAAUAGUUUUGUUUUUGCAUGCUAAUGUCAGAAAGGCAUAUGACGCACAUUAUGGUCUUAACACCCUUAUAAAAACUAUCUUAAAUGGUUUUAUUUGCUAUUAUACAAACAACACUACAUAAACUUAAGACAUUUUUUCCUAAAUGGUACAAAUUUAUAAACUAUCAAUUUUCACUUACGGUUUUUGUAAAUACUACACUACAAAAAUCAGCUUUGAGAAAGAAUCAUUUAUUUAUGAUAUUGAAAUUUCUACAGUAAAAACUCAAAACCAAGCAAAAAAAAACAUUUGUAAAAUACAUGUUAUGUAUUUGGAGCAAAGGGUUUUGUAACUAAUUUGUUUCAUUUUUUAAAUAAAGACAACUAAAAAUCUC
Cebus imitator (Panamanian white-faced capuchin) is the source of this 7966-nucleotide messenger RNA. It is a transcript of the gene TASOR2, whose product is annotated as transcription activation suppressor family member 2. NCBI's taxonomy places the organism in Eukaryota, Metazoa, Chordata, Mammalia, Primates, Cebidae. The transcript has 17 exons. The record is from RefSeq and is a predicted model, not a curated record. Gene Ontology annotation, cellular component: nucleoplasm. Gene Ontology annotation, biological process: negative regulation of gene expression, epigenetic. The coding region runs from base 26 to 7261 and encodes 2411 amino acids.